CUAUUCGUUGAGUAUAAGGCAGGUGAGGCGCGCUCUGAGCUGUGGAAACAAAUUUGAUAUGUUUCAUUUAGUGCUAAAAUUGCUGCGAUGAACGUUUUUUUGUAAAAGUGUUCAGUUUAUAACGACAAGUACGUCAGCUGCUAUCAUCGUGCGUGCGAAGGGUAGUUAUUGGCUCUCUACCUUUUCACAUUUGCACCGAGUCCUGAGUCCAAACGGAGGGCUCAUUUCUUCUAUCUGUCCUUGCCAGUCAUUUGAGUAUUCACACUUUUCGGGACCUGGGGAGACCAGGAGGAUACGUUGCAUUUGCCACUUGAACUGUUUUACUAUUGAAAGUGACACCCAAAGGGAACUAGACAUCCCUGGAAACGUAAAGAACAUUUCACACUGAAAAGGCCUCAAAAAAACUUCUAAGGCCAGGUUGAUAUCGGCUCAGAAGAGGAACUCUGCAAUUUAUAUUUGGUUGUUUUGUGUGAUAUUCUUUUUAUUUUUUUGCUCUUCAUCUGGUGAUCCUGUUAUUGACUUUUGGAUUGCAUAUAUUUACUGUUUUAAUUGUAAACAGUAGUUAAUUUGUUUCAAAAGGAUGUCAUACUGGAAUAAAUCUGUUGACCGGGCGCAAAGAGAGAUUUAUGAUGGGUUUAACGCACGUUCUAACACUUUCAGUUCACGUCCAUCAAUAUCUCCUCCUAGCAGACCUAGACCACAAAGAUUUGAUCAUCAGUCAGCACCUGGUUUUAAUAGGCGAGAUGCCCAGACUUCGUAUUCCGAAGAUUCAAGUCCACAUACGUCAGAUUAUACUUCUUUUACUGGCUUACCUCGUGCAAAUGAGUCUCGAUUUGCAAUGGAGUCUCAUGAUCAUUCUGUCCAAGAUAGAACCGUGGCCAAUGCCAUGGAUAUUUUAAAUAGCUUUGGUCUCUCUGCUGAAGAUUUAAAUGCUUUAGCUCGUGUUCCAGAGGAUAUGCUUAAUGUGGACUCUCUUCCGGAGCUCAUCAUGGAGCUCAGGUCACAUCGAACUGAAGCAGAGCAUGCAUCUCCAAGCCCAAGAAAUGACCGUCCAUACAGGGUAUCACAAGAUACAUGGGAGGAAACUAAUCGCAACAGGACUCAUGACCCUAACUCUACCACAUCUAGUUACGGUCGUGUAAUUGAUUAUAAGUAUGGAAGGGGAAAAGAAGAGUACCCCAGAUCUAGAGUAAGACAUGACUUUGAACCAACAAUGGAAGAAGACAGUAAUCAUUAUUAUCCAAAGUAUUCCCGUGAUUAUUACAGUCCAGAAUGUGAAUGGACAGACCCUGGUUCUGAUCGUGAAAGAUCCUACAUGGAACAACCUUCAUACCAGGCAGGUCAAAGAUAUGUUGAAGGGGAUCCUGGAUAUCCUACAUUGGACCAUUGGCAAAAGCCACAGCAUGUGCGAACUACAAACGCAGUAUCUGGCAACAUGGGAUCUCCAUAUGAAGAAGAAUUUACGGAAUAUUCUCAUGCUAGGGCACAUCACAACUGGCCGACUGAAGGUAUAUACACAAGAGAUGACAGACCCCACGCAAGAGAUAACAGACCUCUAGAAUCAACCAUGCAGACAAACGGGAAAGUAAUUGAAAUAAAUGGCUUAGUUAAAGCAAAAGAUCUCCAGAAAGAUUUGGAGAAGCUGGCUGCUCCUUUUGGAACAAUAAACAAGUGUGCUGUGUUCCGGAAAAGAGAUCGGGCAUUUUUAGAAAUGAGUACAAAAGAUGAAGCCACAGCUAUGAUAAAUUACUACAAAUACAAAAAGCCUUCUAUUCGUGGACAAGUUGUGCAAUUGUCAUUUUUGCAAGGAAAAGACAGUAUUCAGGAGUUUUUCGAUUCUAUGCUGUAUAUCAGAGAUCUUCCUCCACAAGGUUAUUCAAAUUCUGAUCUCUGGACUUUAGUCAGAAGAGCUGGGCUUGUGGACUGCCAAAUAUAUCAAAGAAAUAAAAAUGAGGCAUUUGUAGAAGUGAAAAACAGUGCAGAGGCCGAGAAAAUGAUAAAGUUCUACAGAAGUAACAAUCUUUUGGUCAGAGGCAAAAAGGUUAAUAUUACUAUAUGCAAGGAUCCUGAAAGACUUAUGUUCUGGCGACAAGGAUACACCCAUCAAUCUACUCAGCAACGUGAUGCUGGAUCCACUGGAAACACUGAACCUGAAUAUGCUCAUAACCUUAUGGGGGAUGAUUCAGGAAUAGGUAAAGGGUUUGGAGCAGUAGUAGGCAACAUUUCAUUUGAAGAGCCUUCAAAUCAAAAUAUCUUGCAAAAUGAAGAGUUUGCAGAUGAGCAAAAGGGUUUUUUGGAAUUUCCUCACGUACAAAGAGAGGAAGGUUUUGGAUUUAAUGUGGAAAAUGAAGAACAAAUAGAGGAAGUAGAGAUGGAAUUAGAGGAUGGGUCAAAUGAUAGCUGGCACAGUGAAGGAAAAAUGUGCCAUAAGAGGUCCAAUGAUCAUACUGAGCCAUCAUUAGAAGAUCCUAACUAUUCAGAAACUUCAAAAGAUGUACCAGCAAAAAAAAUGCGUGAUUUUAAUAAAAGUGAAGGUAUUGAGCCACCAGAGACUGUUUCUGACAACUCCAACACUGAAAAAGUAAAUGAGUCUUUUAAAAGGUCACAGAAUGAUAUCCAGGAACCUGAUGACAGCCUCUUGGGUUUCAGAAAGGACUCUACAGAUGUUAAGGAGAAAAUUGAGAAUGGUUUUUCUGUAAAACCUAUUGAAAACCAGAUAGGCAAUACCACACAGAUUGAAGAAACUCUGAAGAAUGAAUUUGAAGAACAGACUGAAAAUAUUUUGGAAAGACCGCAAGCUACAGGAAAUUUGUCUGCUGAUGUUGGGACUGCAGUUGUAAAAAUGUCCCUUAAUAAGGUUGGAAAAUUUAAUCUAAUAGUAGGUCAAAACAAACCGAUUGAGUUACAGCUGGAUGAGAAGAUGAUUACUGAGAGGAAUGUUGUAAAAAAACAGGAGGAAGAGGAUAUUCAGUUCCCUAUAAAACAAACUCAUUUAGAACCAUAUCAACCCAACACCUGUUAUGGAUUAGAGUUCAUGGUUCCUGCUACUGGCUACUUUUGCAAGUUGUGCAACCUCUUCUAUGGUACAGAGCAGUCAAAGCUUGCACACUGUAAAACUCAGUCCCACUAUCAAAAGCUAAAGAACAAGAUGGACACGGAAAGCAGCUGUCCUACUGCAGAAAAUUGAACAAGAAAUUUGUGAAAAAUUAUGGCAUUGUCUUGGCCAUAUUUUCAUUUUUUCUUUGAGAAUAUAUUGUAUGAUCCACAUUUUUUCAUAAAAUAGUUCAACUGCCUUCAGAAUUUUCAUAGUGUUAACAAAGAAACUGUAAAUCAGCCUCAUUUCUUUAUAUGUGUGUAUUUAAAAUUCUAUAUUGCCAUCAUUUCGAAGUAUUAAAUAUACAUAAUUACAAAGUA
Molecule: messenger RNA, 3414 nt
Organism: Polypterus senegalus (gray bichir)
Lineage: Eukaryota; Metazoa; Chordata; Cladistia; Polypteriformes; Polypteridae
Product: matrin-3-like
Exons: 18
Coding region: 581-3187 (868 amino acids)
Cellular component (GO): nucleus
Molecular function (GO): RNA binding; zinc ion binding
Source: RefSeq, a predicted model, not a curated record